AUAACGAGUGAUUUGGCGUUAAUGUGUUGUGGAAGACACACAUAGCACGACGUGAAUCCGAGGAUGACGUCCGGGCGAACGUUUUAAAGAUCCAUUGAAGUGCACUCCAAAUCCAACAUGGCGGGGCUGUGCGCUUCCGUCCCCCUACCCCUCCUGCUCCACCUGUCCCUGCUCUCAGCCGCAACCUUGCAGCCCGCUCAGGCAGCUCCUCUGGCGCCCCAGUCCGCAGCCGAGGGGUCCUUCCAGUCUGCAGCCGAGGGGUCCUUCCAGUCUGCAGCCGAGGGGUCCUUCCAGUCGGAAGCAGGGGGGUCCUUCUCGCUGGAGGCGCUAGGCUGUGACGCGCUACACGCCGCGGACGGGCGAGCGGUGGCUAGAGUAGAGGUGGGACGUCGGCUCCGGGCGUCAGCGGGCGAGGAAGAGGAGUGCCCGUCCAUGCCAAGGCUCACUGCACCUACGCCCACCGGCAUCACCGUAGGGCACGAUGUGGCAAGGCUGACAGUGCCCACUGGCACCACAGUGGAACAUGACAUGGCAAAGCUCACCGUGCCCACCGUUGCCGAAGGGGAACACGACGAGGAAAACGCUGGCCAGGGAGGAGAGAGAGUGGGAGACGGAGGAGCGGGAGUGGGAGAGAGAGGAGGGGACAGAGGAAGGAGAGAGGGACUCUCUGUUGCUGGAGGGCCUGGAGCAGGGCAUGGAGAGAGUAGUGCACACACAACAGGAGCCAGCAGCCAUGUGGUGGGGGAGAGGCAAGGAGGCGCCAGAGAUGUGGGCAGACUGGGCACCGGGCACAUGGACAGGGAGGAGGAGCAUGACGAAAGCGUGAAGGGCACCUCCCCAUCCGGGGGUGCUACCACAGCAGGAGGUUACACUGCUUCAACAGCCAGGGCGGCAGGCUACAUCACCACCCCAGCCGGAGGCGACACCCCCUCCCCGAUUGGGGAUGCUACCACCUCCAUCACCACCCCAGCCGGAGGUGACUCCACCUCCCCCAUUGACGAUGCUGCCACAGCAGGAGGCUACACCACCUCCAUCUCCACCGCCACCACAUCCUCAGUAGACAUUGCCCCUGCAGGGGGAUUGGCAGACAAACAAGCCAGAAGUGCAGUGGCACCAUUACCACUGCUCAUCCACUCUGUGCCCAUUCUCACUCCAGACCAGCAGGAGGCAGCAGAGGAGCAGGCCAGAGGCGCAGCGGUAGCGUUACCACUGCUCAUCCACUCUGUGCCCAUUCUCAACCCAGAACAGCAGGGGGUGCAGCAGCAGAGUUCGGACGGGGAACGAGCAACAGACACCGGACAAAGGGGAGGUGGCAUAGCGGAUGGGGAGAGAGGAGGGGGCAUCUCUGUUGCCGUGGCUACAGCAGUGCCACCACCCUCCGUCGGCCCGGGCAGCACAGAUGGAGGAGGGGGUGGCACACAGAUGUCACCACGGAGGGGGGCUGACCCCGCACAGGCCAGGGGUCGCGACGAGGAGGAGGGGGCACAGGGGCCACUCAGGAGCUCCACAAGCAGCCCAGACACGCCUGGGGGGGUCACGCCAGGGGGGCCACAAGGAGACGCAGAGAGGCAGGGGGAGGGUGGGCAGGAGAACAGCGCCAAGCAUGGGGAGGACGGCGGCCAGAAAGGGGAUGGGCACGAAAAAAGAAGGGGGGGUGGGUUGGGGAGGGGAGGGGAGGAUGAGGGUGGGAACAGGGACUGGCAAGGAGGGGCUGGUGGGCAUGAGAAAUGGGGCGAGCAGGGGGAGGAGCAGGGGUGGCAGGUGGAGUUGGCAGCGAGUAGCCUUCCUUCUCCAUCCGACCAGGACUCCGAGGCGGCAGAGCAUGAGGAGAGGGAUGGGGAUCGGGAAGGAGAUACAGCGGAACCUCCACAGCGUCUGUCGGCAGGCAGCACCCCCUCAGAUCUCCUCUCCUCAGCACCUGACAGCACCUCCUCAGAUCUCCUCUCCUCUCUACCUGACUCCAGGCUCUCUGCUCUCCACUCCUCACCAGGAGACAGCAUCCCGACUGUUCUCUACUCCUCGCUACCUGCCAGCGAUCUCCUUCCCACAGCGACGCCCACAUCAGUAAGCGGGCCAGGAGCCACCUCCUCCCAGGAGGGGGCGCCAGUGUUCACGCUGGCACCAGACCCUCCGCAACCAGACGCCACCUGGAGCGACGCCAUCAGCCUGCAGGGAGGGGGGAUGGCCAUGGUGUCCUCAUCUCAGGAGGCGGGACCAGAACCUGUGAUGUCAUCAGAGGCCCUCCCACUAAUCUUCGAACCCUUUGAGGAUGCUACAGCGCCACCAGCGGGUAGCAUGCCACCAUCACAGCCCUUCACACCUGCUGAGGUGGCACCGGGCACACUGGCAGAGACCGUUACCAUGGACGCAGAGCGACCGCUUUCGAUCGGUCCAGGGGUUGCAGGGGGUAGGGACUGGGCGUUGCCAGGGCAAGCGUCUGGCGUGGAGAUGGCAGAGGGACCGGGCGACCGGGCAGAACACACUGGUGCUGGCAUCACACAAAGUCCUAGGCAGACUCCUCCCACCACCGUGGCCAGCCUAUCAGCAAGCGUCACUCAGCAGAAGUCCAUAGCAACCGUUACCAGGACUGCAGACUUUUCGCUGGUCAGACCCAAAUCGGGACAGGAGGAGCUGGAGUCUGAGGACUCUGAGGAGGAGGAAGAGGAAGAAGAGGAGGAAGAAGAAGAAGAGGAGGAGGAAGAGAGCGAUGAGUUGACAGAGGCCCCCCCUCCCGCCUCCACGCGCCCCCCCUUCAGCCUCAUACCCCCCCUCCCCGUCUGGGUGCAGCGCAACCAGGGACUUGCUCGCAGCUGGGUGGAACUAAUACGAGAGAAGGCCGGCUAUGUGUCGGGCAUGUUGGCGCCGGUAGGCAUUGGCAUAGCGGGCGCGCUCUUGAUAGUUGGUGCCCUGUACAGCGCCCGCCUGAUCCUCCGCAGAAGACGCGACAGCUUCAAGCACCAGCGCCGGAAGGGGAGGCAACCCUGUCAACCCAGAGAGGUGCGGACUGGACAGGACCAGGCAAUGCUAUUGGCCGACAGCUCAGAGGACGAGUUUUGAUUGGCACGACAGCUCUGACUGCCCGUUUGGCUUGGCUGACACGGAGCACGGAGGGCAAGCUCUCAUUGGCUAGCAGGUCUGAACAGCUGAUAAAGGGGAAGCUCUGAGCCAAUCGUCAUCGUUAUGGAGAUGACUGGAGAGAGAAUCACCAACCCUCAC
Messenger RNA from Engraulis encrasicolus (European anchovy), 3216 nucleotides. RefSeq names its product collagen, type I, alpha 1a-like. The record is from RefSeq and is a predicted model, not a curated record. NCBI's taxonomy places the organism in Eukaryota, Metazoa, Chordata, Actinopteri, Clupeiformes, Engraulidae. The transcript has 11 exons. Bases 118 to 3057 code for a protein of 979 amino acids.